This is a messenger RNA of Danio aesculapii, 4157 nucleotides long. RefSeq lists its product as uncharacterized. Gene Ontology annotation, molecular function: transcription corepressor activity; DNA binding. Lineage: Eukaryota; Metazoa; Chordata; Actinopteri; Cypriniformes; Danionidae. Gene Ontology annotation, biological process: positive regulation of neuron differentiation; negative regulation of Notch signaling pathway. Gene Ontology annotation, cellular component: nucleus. Bases 210 to 1172 code for a protein of 320 amino acids. The transcript has 7 exons. The record is from RefSeq and is a predicted model, not a curated record.
CUUUUAGGGUCCCCCUUUGGCACAUUUUACUCGUUUUGAAGUGUUUGGAGACGCACUCGUGAUGUUGACACGCCAGAGUGUCUUUAACUUUAAUCGAAAUGCCACGAGCGUGAAAGUCAUCAGGCUGUCACGGAUCUGCGCGUGGCCAUGACCGGCAUGAUAAAGAACCGGACGCUAUUUCAGCGAGGAAAACGGCUAAUGGGCGAAAGAUGAGGAGAAAAACAAUAGCGAAGCGCAUACUGUACAAUGGAUACGAGAGAUACGAGGAGACAGCCGAGGAAACCGGCGCGAGGGCGAACCACGUCUUCAGUCAAGAACCGGCGAAGAGGAGAAAAUGGAGAGGACUAAAUGGAGAGGACAUCUCACCUUGUAAUGUUGACUACAUUAAGUUCAAAACAAAGGCUUUUGAGGUUGAUAAAGCCCUUGGAGAUGCAGCUAGGGAUACAGACUUUACUAUGGAGGUGCUCGGAAGCCUCCAAUCACGUUCAAGGGCGGAGCUUAUUGCCAUGGUGUUGAGCAUGCAGAGGGAGAUGGACGGCCUCCGAGAGCAGAUCAGGAGCCUCACAGCUUGUGGGAAGUUGGCUCAGACACUUGAAGAGUUGAUCGAGAGGAGUGAUAGAUGGCUGUGCUGCUGCCACAAAGCUGCAACUCUCAGCAUUCCUAGGGAGCAGGAGAGAAGCAGGCCACCCAGUCACAUCUCUCCUCCAGCAGAGCUCAGUGGAACAACAGCUGAAUGUGCAAGUUCAGAGCAGCAGGGGUGUGGUCAGUAUGAGGUCACACAAACAAUGCCGCAGAGGAAUGGAGCGCCCCUCGAACAAAAAGUUAUCACUGCUGAUCUACUAGAGCACUGUAACACAGGGACCACCGCUCAAAAACUAACCAACGACCUGCUGCGCAGCCUCUAUGACAGAGACUGUCUGGCUUCUCACUCAAUCUCAGGCAUCGUUAACAGCAAACGAGGGAUGCCGAAGCCAGCUCUUCCUGCCCAUGAGAUCCAGGCCAUUUUAAGGACAGUGCAACAGUUCUUCCCUGGAAAGACAGAUUCAGAAAUAAAGGGCUACAUUCGACAGAAGCUUCAGAAUGAGGCCAAGAGGCUUCGGAAAAGGCCACAUCCUGCUGAUGAAUUAUUGGUGGGAUCUCUGGAGGAGGCAGGAGCAAUGUAUGAGCAUUGAGAGUUGGCAUCUUCAAUGAACUUGAAGAAUUCACAAUUUAGCAUCACAAAAGUCUGUUAGUAACCUUUAAGGGAUAGUUUUGUCACAUUAGUUCUGUCAUAAUUUACCUCAGUUUUUAGACUUGUUUGCAUGUAGGUUUGAAAUGAUAUGAAGGUGAGUAAAUCAUGACAGAACUUUUCAUUUUAAGUAAGAGUGCACAGUUAACUGAAAUAGCACAGAAAAUCCAAAGAGCAGUAAAGAGAAAAUAGAGUAAAGAGCAGUACUGUGGUCAUUUACAUUUGCGAAGUGUGUAUUCAGUGUUUGUCAGGGUCUCAUAAGAACACGGCUCACAGAAAAUUAUGAGCUGUGAUGGUACUUAUUUUAAGUGCUUUUGAGAAGACAAAUUGCACCAAAUAUCAUGACAAAACAAGAAGUGCUUAAAAAGAGAAGCCUCAAGAUAUUUUAGCAUUGAAUGAAUGUGGUAUUUAAAUGCCUUUUGAUUGAUUGAUUCAUCACAAUUUCACAAUUUAACAGUUGCAAUCUCAUAUUUUGGACAAUUCAAUACAACAAUAGAAACAUUUUUUCAUAUUUUAAGGUUUUUAUUCAUUAGUAGCAAUAAUAAUCCAAUAAUUAAUUACAAUUAUUUUAUAUAUAGGGUGGCGUGGUGGCGCGGUGGGUAGCUCUGUUGCUUCACAGCAAGACAUUCGCUGGUUCGAGCCUCGGUUGGGUCAGUUGGCAUUUCUGUGUGGAGUUUGCAUGUUCUCCCCAUGUUUGUGUGGGUUUCCCCCACAAGUCCAAACACAUGUGCAGUAUGUGUGUGAAUGAGAGUGAAUGGGUGUUUCCCAGUGAUGGGUUGCAGCUGGAAGGGUAUCUGCUGCAUAAAACAUGCUGGAUAAGUCGGCGGUUCAUCUGUGGCGACCCCAGAUUAAUAGAGACUAAGCCGAAAAGAAAAUGAAUGAAUGAAUUUGAUAUAUAUUAAUCUUAUAUGACAUACAGUUUAAUCACGGAGUCCUACAAACAAGCACAGCAAACCUGGAGCUUUAUUUAUUUUAUAUCACAUUUUAAAUCCCAAUCAUACUAUUCAUCAGCACAAUCGCAAAUACAUUUCUCCCCACAAAUUGUGCACUCCUAUUUUUAAGUGAACUAUCCCUUUAAGAUUGUAUCUGAAUGGUUUUGUCAACGUUAUAGAGUACAUGACAAGCUAUGUAUGUAUGAUUUUUAUCAUUUUGAUUACACAAAACUGUGACUUUUCUAUUGAAAUGAAAUUGCAAAGCGAACCUUGGAGUCACAGUUCGAAGUAGAUGAAAAAACAGUAGCUUCGGCGUAUCACUGCCAGACGUUAUAACACACUGUUUGUCGUGCGCUAAAACUUGGAGUGAAGUAGACUAAAGCUGCGAACCCAGCAGCAGAUGGUUAAGCAUCGCUCUCCUGUAAAAUUACAUGGAUGUCACUUGGUAGGGGGGUUACAUCGUGAUUGAUGUAGUUCAGACUUGUGGUAUUUUAGUUGAUCACAUGUUGAAAGUGUGCCCGCCGUGUAACGUGAAUAUAUUUUCUGUGAGUGUGUGUGAUGUGACGCACAUGUGCCUCUUCUAUUGGACUCCUUACUGUGGCCUUAUCAGUCAGAAAACGCAGUAGUACAGUUCGAAACCACUGUGAUAAUAUCCAUUAAAAGAAACGACAUGUCUGUCUUGAAUGCGUUGCGUCUACUUUUUUUGUGUGUCUUGAUUGCAGAUUCUGUUCUAUUGAUUCGACUGCAUGAAAGCGUACACCAUUUCACCUUUCCAGACAGAAGCACGCAGGCUCCUGAAGGCCGACGGCUGUGUGAGUAAAUUAACCCCGCACUCACCAGCUGUAUCACCACACACACACCCCUUUCUAGGGAGAAAAACACAUCAGCGAACACAUGGCACAAAGGACGGCGUGGGAACUGCAUAUGGUACAUAAUCAAUAGGCCUUAUCGCGCACACACAACCCAAACCGCAGACGCACCAGCAUUGGGCUAGACCAUUAUCAGUGAUACAUGACCCUAAUCCAUUUAUGUGUCAAUGAUACAACAGAUUGGGGUUCAGGAAAACAGCGGUGUCGCACUAGGGACGAUAUCUCCACCGAUCCAGCCAUCUUACAGACCCCGGCUGUAUUUCCACUGGCCCGAUCUGCUAACAGCAAAUCAAUGGGCUUCUUUUGUUUCUUCAGGUUCAGACAUCCUCAUUGUGUCAUUGCGUUAUCGCUGGCUUGUGCGUAAAUCGCUUUGAAUUCGCCACCAGGAUAGAGGCCUCUCCUUCAAUGUUUUCUUUUAUCUAAUGCGAGGAUGUAAACGUUGCGAGGAAGCGAAUAUUUCAGCGCCGCCAUUUGAUCUCUUGAAGGCUCCGGCUGAUUUACGAAUAUGAGUUGUGUGCGCCAAUAUUUUCACUGCGCAGUCAAAGAAAACUUCAAAGUUGGAGGUUGGAGCGUUGAACAGUCCUGCGGGCUUGCAUCCUUCUCUGAAGGGGCCAAUGCAAACACGCCUCGGCCCUCGGCGGGACUCUCGCUGAACCUGGGUAAAAACAGCAGGGAAGACAACCGAAAUUAAACGUUUGCAGAACGCAGGAGAAACGCCUCCUUCUGUAGGCCCAUGCGUUUCCUGCAGAGCUGUAAUAUGUCAUCUGGGCAGCCACUUUGGUGGAGGACAUAUCCCACAAUGCCCUGCAAGGCAGGGUGCCAUGGUACCCGUUGCGGCUCACUAACACGCCUCCACGUGCCAUCUUAACUUUUCAUUUGUCUUCUUCUACCUGUCAAGCAGAGGAGGAAAUUAUUCGGAGGAACGCACCUCCCCAGUGGAUUCCUGAUCUAUCAUUUGUGCUUCUGUGCUUUUAAAUGACUUUGCACUUCUGUUCAAGGAGUCACAAGCGUCUUGGAUGAGCAGAAAAAGUCUGUUUUGAUCAUCUUAAUCCUGGCCCUAGUAUAUAUUGUACUUUUUUAGAGAUUUAUUCAGUAUAAUAUAAUACCACAGACCACUAUUGUUUUGCU